UCGUAGUUCAUGCGCCACCGCAACGAAAUUUUGCGGUUGAAGCCGCUCCAUAAGUGUUAGCAAUCUCUCAUAUAAUCCGUGCCGAUAGUGUCGCGCGUGGUGCAUUUAUAGGUUAGAAUUCUAUUUGGAAUUUCAUUGUUGGGUUCAUUGAGGAUCUAUAUAACGUGAUAUUUGUGAUUGGAAGAAUUGAAGAUUUAUUCUGAAAUUUAUCAACAUUUCUUCGUAAUCAAAGAAUUUAUUAAGUUAAAAUGGAUGACGAAGCGGAGACGUACAAGUUGUGGAGAAUCAGGAAAACAGUUAUGCAGUUAUGCCACGACAGAGGUUACCUGGUGACACAGGAAGAAUUGGAUCAGACUUUGGAGCACUUUAAGGAGCAAUUUGGAGACAAACCGAGUGAAAAGAGGCCGGCUAGAAGUGACUUAAUUGUUCUGGUUGCUCACAAUGAUGACCCCACAGAUCAAUUGUUUGUAUUCUUUCCGGAUGAGCCGAAAAUUGGGAUUAAAACUAUCAAGACAUAUUGUCAACGUAUGCAGGAAGAAAAAAUCCACAGAGCCAUCAUUGUUGUCCAACAAGGUAUGACACCCUCAGCCAAACAGUCGCUAGUUGACAUGGCACCAAAAUAUAUUCUGGAACAGUUCUUGGAAUCAGAACUGCUGAUUAAUAUCACAGAGCAUGAAUUAGUACCUGAGCAUAUUGUUCUAACGCCGGACGAGAAGGAAGAACUUUUGAUGAGAUACAAAUUGAAAGAGAAUCAGCUCAUGAGAAUUCAAGCUGGGGACCCCGUGGCUAGGUACUUCGGACUGAAACGCGGACAGGUUGUCAAGAUUAUAAGACCGUCAGAAACUGCUGGGAGAUACAUCUCUUACAGGCUCGUUUGCUAAUUAAGAUUUCUACUUUUUACUUAUCGCACAGAAUUUGUUUUAUCAAAUAGAAAAUGAAUCAUCUGGUAGAAAUUUCGAAACGUACUCAAGACACAAUCUUAGGAUUACAUGUUAAAUAAAUUGUCAGACAUUAGAAAAACAAAAAUAGAUUUUUUAACGAUGUUGAAGGCAUCUGAGUGAGCUCAACAGCAUGUAAUUCACUUUAGCCGUCUUUAGUACGUUGCAGGGUUUUCAUUGGGAAUAAAUGAUUGAAGAAGUACUUUAAUUCUUGUGAAAUUUUUAGACCGAAAAAUUCAUCAUUCAUCCAUUAAAUUACUAUUCUCUAGAGAACUGUACAAAUAAAGUAUACUUUAAGGAAA
Messenger RNA from Diachasmimorpha longicaudata, 1240 nucleotides. RefSeq names its product DNA-directed RNA polymerases I, II, and III subunit RPABC1 (gene Rpb5). Lineage: Eukaryota; Metazoa; Arthropoda; Insecta; Hymenoptera; Braconidae. Bases 249 to 881 code for a protein of 210 amino acids. The transcript is spliced from 2 exons. Gene Ontology annotation, molecular function: DNA binding. The record is from RefSeq and is a predicted model, not a curated record. Gene Ontology annotation, cellular component: RNA polymerase II, core complex; RNA polymerase III complex; RNA polymerase I complex. Gene Ontology annotation, biological process: DNA-templated transcription.